GCGAACGCCCACCAACUUCUGAAUGUGAUCCUCUCUGUCGGCCAUCUUCCCACCAGCGCAUCCACUAUGACACUCCCGGCGAAGGAGAUGCAUUCGUAUAUUGCGCGUCUCGAGACAUUCCAGCAAUUACACCACCUCAGCAAGCGACGCGCCAGCUCACAGUCGAAGAAGAAGAAUGCGAACACUGUGCAAUGGCCGCACGAGCACCCAGAUCCGAACUAUCUCGCCAAAGCUGGGUUCUUCUACCGACCGGCGGCCGACUCCACGGAUAAUGUCCAGUGUUUUCUAUGUACAGUAAAGCUUGACGGCUGGGAACCGAACGACGACCCGAUUAAAGAGCAUCUUGCGCACUCGAAAGGAUGCGCCUGGGCGACAGCAUGGAGCGUGACACGAAACGAUGAUGACGAACCCGAGAUGCGAGACCCAAUGUGCGACGAAUUACUCGCGGCGCGGACAGCUACCUUUAGCACCGGCGACGGAUGGACACAUGAAGGCAAGAAAGGAUGGAAGUGCAAGGCGAGCCGCAUGGUUGAAGCGGGAUGGUGCUGGGAUCCUGCUGCUGAGGGCGAAGAUGGCGAUGGCGUGACCUGCUUCUACUGCAACUUGAGCUUGGAUGGCUGGGAGCCGAAGGACGAUCCUUUUACGGAACACAAGCGCCGCGCACCAGAAUGCCGAUACUUCGAGCUCUUGGAGCACUACCAUGGCGCAGAUGCAGCAAAUGGGAAGAUGAAGAAGAGCAAGGCGAAGGCGAAGACGACACGUACCAGCACUGCCAGUAAGGCCAGUAGGAUGAGCUCACAAAGUGCUGUAAGUGUCAUGAGCGGGCUGAGCGACUUCCCUAGCAUUCCGGGCGGCUUCGACAUUCCUGGCGAAGAGAGCUUGGCCGGUGCCGAUGAUAGUAUCAUGACUACCGCGACCAACGCUUCGUCGGCGAGUACUACGAAGGGCAAGAAGAAGAUCACUAGGACGAAAGCUGCAGCCAAAGGCACCAAGGGCAGGAAGAGGGCAGUGAUCGAGGAAGAGGAGGCCGAAGUGCAAGACCCAGCAUUACAACCGAGUCAGGAGGACGAAAUACCAGUGCUGCCAGCGAGACCAACGAGAGGCACCCAAGCAUCAAAGCAGGUUGACUCUUCGGUUGUCGAAACCAGCCACAUCGACGUGGCACCUACGAAGAAAGCCACAAGAGGACGCAAAGCGAAAGCACAACCUGAGCCCGAACCAGAGCCCGAACCUCAGUCGGAGCCAGAGGCUGCUCCUGAAACCCCAGACGCAAUCGCGAUAGCACAUCAGCGGCUCAGCGAUGUCUCAAAUCAACUACAGGAAGAGCUCGACAACUCUGUCACCGAUGGCCCAUUGGACACAUCGACCCCCAGGAUAGAGUCGGCCAAGGAAAAACGCGGUGUGAAGAGAACGUCUAAUGGCAUGCGAAAAGAGCAGCAGAUCGAGUCGAGUGUGGUCGAGGUAGAAGUGCCAAUAAUGCCCGAGGCCAAGGCAAAGACGAAGGGCAAGCGAGGCCGCCCGAAGAAGACCUCAAAUGCAUCUACAGAUGCAGACACCGAUACCGCGCAGACAUCAGAACCUGUCGUGGCGCCUGAAGAUCCAAUAGAACUGGACCCGCAGGAAGCUGCGCAAGCCCGACUUGAUGCCGAUGGUGCAGAAGCCAAGGCCUCUGAGCCAGCCGCGAAGAAGGGUAAAGGCAGACCCAAAGGCAAGAAGAAUUCAACAGCACGCUCAUCGCGAUCGUCAAAGACAGCCUCAGCGUCUGCGGAACCCCAACCAGAAGCCGAAGUCGAAGAGCCUGAGGACCUCGAAAGAGACGAAAUAGAGAUCGAGAAGGAGCUGGAGCGUAUCGCAGCUGAACAGGCAUCGCAGGAAGCAAUAGCUGCCGAGCAAGAGCAGGCAGAAGAGUUCGAGCCGUCACCCUCGUCAGGUCGUGUUAGCAAGGACAGCACGGAACUACAACAGCUUCGAGACGAAGUACAUGCUGAGGAUGCGAACAUUGCACAUAAGGACUUCGCAUCCCCUCCGCCUCGUCACUCACUGCGACCAAAUACACCGGGCCAAUUUCCCAGUCCAAGCGGCAGCGACAAGGAGAAUGUGCCGUCCUCGAUCGUCCAGCCGUCCGCAAAACAGCCUCAGCCGACUAUCAUCCUAAGCCCGACCAAGACGACACGCAUCCCACUGGCAGCGAGUACACCAAAUCGCUCGCCUGCGAAGAUGCUCCUGAGCCCAAGCAAGCAAGUCUCGCACCUCAGCUCAAGCGUGCCUUGGAUCGCAGCAGAUCUGGAGACAGUCUUAGUCCCGUCACCACAAGCGUCACCAGGCAAAUUGUCAUCUCAGCUCGCUGCUGCGGCAGGAGGACUGACCAGCCCGGAGAAGAAGAUGAGCGUCGAGCAGUGGGUGCGACAUCGAGCACAGCAGGGAGAGGAGGAGCUCCGAAAGCGAUGUGAGCAGAUGGUGGCCACUUUUGAGAAGGAGGGCAUGAGAGCAGUGCAGAGCUUGAACGGCAUCAAUGUUGUCGCUUGA
Messenger RNA from Fulvia fulva, 2526 nucleotides. RefSeq lists its product as uncharacterized. The transcript is spliced from 2 exons. Lineage: Eukaryota; Fungi; Ascomycota; Dothideomycetes; Mycosphaerellales; Mycosphaerellaceae. The record is from RefSeq and is a predicted model, not a curated record. The annotation marks the transcript as partial.